Molecule: messenger RNA, 1809 nt
Organism: Alternaria rosae
Lineage: Eukaryota; Fungi; Ascomycota; Dothideomycetes; Pleosporales; Pleosporaceae
Exons: 2
Coding region: 239-1786 (515 amino acids)
Biological process (GO): meiotic DNA double-strand break formation; DNA recombination
Source: RefSeq, a predicted model, not a curated record
GGCUGCCUUUGACGGUGGCCGCUCUUUCCAACCUCACGUACGGUGAUGCUUCCUUCCUUGCCUCACACACGCGCGCUUGGAGCUCGACCCUUCUUUCUUCUGCCGGACAUGCUAUGCCUUGCUACUUUCUGGCUGUUUUCUUGACGACCGCAGCAAUCGCCACCAACAUAUCUCCAAUCGUCGCUUCGUCGUCUCUCACUUACGCUUGUCCCCCUGCUCAUCCGUUAUCACGCCUGUCAUGACGCAGAACGCACCUUCCUUUCCGACUUUUCCGUCUCAUCAGCAGAUAGCGCUUGCCCUUGCUAUCGUUCGCAGUAAGCCGGCGGGCAUACAGAUACGAGACUAUAUCCUGCAACUGCGUGCUCAAAUCAGGCCUGGCCCAGACCCGAGGGAACGAGACAAUGCCAAAUGCCACAUUGAUCAGGUCGCCUACUGGAAAGAGCGAUGUCAACAAGCUGAGGACGAAUGCGGCAGGCUUCGGGGCGUCAACAUCAAACUCGAGCGAUCAAACCACCUACUAUCGAACAUCUCCGUCCCUUUUCCAGAUAUUUAUCCAAGCAUGCUCAAAGCGCCGACUGUAUCGCCAAAGAGAUCAAAGCCAUCGAGACAAGCACAGAGACAGUGUCUACAACCGGCCGCUGCUGCCCAGGAGACCAUCCAGAAUGAUAUGGAUUUCUUGAAUGUGCUCGGUAAAGACGGCUCGAACCUCACAGAAGCGUUGUAUACUACACACUCGCUAUGCAGGAGUGACCAGCCGGACACCGACACACUUUGCCACAAUCUAGUGAAAGUUUCUUCGGGUAUCGGCAAGAUCAUAUGCGUAGUCGCUCAGAACUACGAUCAACUGUCGCGUCAAGGGCAAAGGACACUGGAAGCCAUGUCGUUGGAUCAAGACAAAUCCGACUUUGCCAUCGCCCUAUCCGUCUGCGCAAGAGCUUUCAUGUCAUUACUUGUCGGUACAAACAAGCUCAUGGAGGCCAACGCAGACACACGACUCACGAGUUUGAUCGUCUGCGAGGUGGCAGAUAUGUUCAAAGCUGCAUUGCAAUCAAUCGAACUGUCAGCGAGAAAAACAGCGCAAAACUUCUUAUCGCAGCCACCUUCGCCAAAGAAGACCAAAACCAAGACGCCGCCUUCUAUCAUCAAGGAGUCGCCGCCGGCCAGAGCAGUCGCCCACCUGCUGAUUAGUUUCCUGGGGUUCCUUGAGAAAACGGAUCCCGUGCAUCAGAAGAUUUUCGAUGGCUUUAUCUUCGUUUUGUUUGAACGUGUUGGCAAGAGAUUGUAUUACUUCACAUUUGGGCAACACCGCAGUACGUCCAUUGAUGGCAACAUCUUCCCGCCGCUUGAGCCGAGAGAUGAAACGGAGGAAACGAAACAAGAUGCCGAUGCUCUUGGAACCCGCCUUGAGGUCAAAGCUCUUGUCUUGAUACUUGAGCGCGCUAUGGGGCUAGCUCCAAACCAUAUGAACCCUCAGAAUGCUCGCCCAGGCCAGACGUCAAAUCGUCCGGUUCGUACAUUGAGCAUUAAGACUCCCGCCACGAGCACACGGGCUCGGCUAAGCUCGCUGGCAAAAGAUCGCUUGCAGCGAACACUCGUUGCAUGUAUGUAUGGAAACAACACGAAUGAUGAGUUUCUGGACGUUCUCACGAAGCCGUUGCCAGCCAUGCGGCUAAGCGCCUUACAAAAUGUGGCUAAGAUCGACGAUAAAGAUGUGGGGACUUGGUAUAAAGAGGAGAUUUGGCGACUUGUCGGCUGGGAUGUACUGGCCAGAGAGAGCGCAUGGUGAGACUAUCGUAAGGAAUCCGAGAA